Molecule: messenger RNA, 1394 nt
Organism: Rhopilema esculentum
Lineage: Eukaryota; Metazoa; Cnidaria; Scyphozoa; Rhizostomeae; Rhizostomatidae
Source: RefSeq, a predicted model, not a curated record
UAAAAACGUUUGAUGAUCAUUUAGACAUAACACUGUUUGCAGAGAAAUUCAGCCCAAACACGACAAGUGAUGGAGCUGCCGGUAUUUUCAAAGUCAACGAGAGAGACGAGGGAUUGACAAAUACAUCGGAAGAAAAAAUCAGGAAAUGGGCAGCAGACACAUACAAAUGGUACAAAGAAAUUCUAAGGACAGAUUCAGCCCCAAAACUUGGCAUAUGCCACAUAUCUGGCUACCUAUUAAGCGACAAGGACACCUUAGAGGUUGGCUCAUGGUCAAAAGUUCUUGAUAAUCUUGUCAAAUUGUCAAAAGAGCAGCUGGCUAGUUUUGGUGAAGAAAUAAGAUCUGGCUAUUUUCUGACAAGUGUAAUCUGUGAAAGCAGUAAAUACCUCCCAUGGCUCCUUGAAAGAUUUAAGGAGAAAAAUGGAAAAAUUGUGAGAAAAAGGAUAAAUUCUUUCAGCGAGCUGUCUGAUUAUGACGUCAUAGUUAAUUGCACUGGAAUCGGAGCACGGGACCUUUGCAAAGACAGCGACGUUGUACCAUUAAGAGGCCAGGUUGCACGAGUAAAGGCACCAUGGAUGCGACAUUUCUAUUACGUUUCCUACUCUAGCGGAAGUCAGUCACGAGCUACAUACCUAUACCCAAACAUCGACAAUGUUGUAGUGGGAGGCGUAUUGCAGUCAUCUUGGAAGACCGACCUUUCUGAAGAAGACCACAAAAGAAUCAUGGAUGGAGCUUACGCUUUCAUGCCAUCUCUCAAGAAAGCAGAAAUAAUAAAGAAAUGGGUAGGCCUCAGACCAUCACGGCUGACGUCAGUCCGGUUAGAGAAGGAGGACAUGUGGUUAAAAACAGCUGAUGGAAUGACAACCAAGAAAGUCAGGGUUGUUCAUAACUAUGGACAUGGUCCGUGUGGCAUCACAUUGCAUUGGGGAUGCGCACAGAAUGCAUUGGAAUUGGUAAAGCAAAGCUUGGAAGAGAUUAAUGGCCUAAGUUCAAAAUCGAAACUAUGAUUAGGAAGUACACACUUUUUUAUAACCAUACCUAAUACUUGCCGAGCCUCAAUAUUCUUAAUUUUUUGUUCUGAACCUAAGAUUUUUCUUGAACAUUGUGAAGCUUGAGCAUUGCAUUAUUUUCAAAUUAUUCUUAAAUUUCAGUGAUUCUACGCAUUAAUUUUCCUAUAGACUAUAUUCUUAUUGAUAAAGCAUAUAGACCGAAUCAUUUGGUCUGUUGCUUAUAUUUUGUGUUUGCAGUGUAUAUAAAUAUAAUUGUAUUGUGUAUGGUAGUGAUAGAUUGUGAUAAUGUAAAACAUUUAUGAUAAAUUAUACUAAUUAUGAUAUGGUUUUUCAAAACCUAUAAAAAAUUUACGUCUUUUAGGCACAUUAAUCGUAUUUUGAUUA